CUCCGCUUCUCCCCCGGCCCGCCGCAGGCGGAGGGCUCUAUGGUACGGGCGACGCUCUACCCGCCCGACCGGCUCUCGAUGGCCGGCGGGAUCCCCACCGGAGGGGCUUGGUCCGUGUGUGGCAGCCUCGAAGCGGGGGCUUGGGGUGCAGGGAGGUGACCAGCGACACAGACCCCAUCGGGACCCAUCCCAGGACCCAUCCCAGGACCCUUCCCAGGACCCAUCCCAGGACCCUUCCCACCGGCUCAGCACCGUCCCAGGCACCCAGGAUGUGGGGCAGGAGCCUGGCCUGGCUGUUCCAGUUCCCAUCCAGACCCAGGUGCCCAGGGCUGCCCUGGGGCAGGAGGAUCCUGCUGGCUGCUCCUCGCUGGCACCACUCUGCCCCAGAGCCCCUCAAGUGUGCCUGGCAGCUACACGGGGACCACCUAGAGCUGCGCUACGCGGAGACGCUGAUGCGCUUGGACUUCGUGUGGCUGCGGGAUCACUGCCGCUCCGCCUCCUGCUACAACACCAAAACUCACCAGCGCAGCCUCGACACCGCCUCUGUCGACCUGGACAUCAGGCCCAAAGCUGUGCGGGUGGACGAGGCCACCCUCUUCCUCACCUGGCCGGACGGGCACGUGACGCGCUACGGGCUGGAGUGGCUGGUGAGGAACAGCUACGAGGGGCAGAAGCAGCAGGUGAUGCACCCUAGGAUCCUCUGGAAUGCUGAGAUCUACCACCAGGCCCGGGUCCCCUCCGUGGACUGCCGGAGCUUCCUGGAGACAGACGAGGGGCUGAAGGAAUUCCUGCAGAACUUCCUGCUCUACGGCAUCGCCUUCGUCGAGAAUGUGGCACCCACCAAGGAGGACACAGAGAUCCUGGCUAAAAGGAUCAGCUUGAUCAGGGAGACCAUCUAUGGCAGGAUGUGGUAUUUCACCUCUGACUUCUCCCGGGGGGACACUGCCUACACCAAGCUGGCCCUGGACCGCCACACCGACACCACCUACUUCCAGGAGCCCUGUGGCAUCCAAGUGUUCCACUGCCUGAAGCACGAGGGCACGGGUGGGAGGACACUGCUGGUGGAUGGUUUCUAUGCAGCAGCCCAGGUUCUCCAGCAAGCCCCAGAGCAGUUUGAGCUGCUCAGCAAGGUGCCCUUGAAGCACGAGUACGUGGAGAAUGUGGGAGACUGUCACAACCACAUGAUUGGGGUGGGACCUGUCCUCAAUGUCUACCCCUGGAACAACGAGCUUUAUCUCAUCAGGUACAACAACUACGACCGUGCUGUCAUCAACACCGUGCCUUACGACGUGGUGCACCGCUGGUACGCUGCCCACCGCACCCUCACCACGGAGCUCAGGAGGCCAGAGAAUGAGCUGUGGGUCAAGCUGAAGCCAGGCAAGGCCCUGUUUGUGGAUAACUGGCGGGUGCUGCACGGGAGGGAGGCGUUCACGGGGUACCGGCAGCUCUGCGGCUGCUACCUGACCAGGGAUGAUGUGCUCAACACUGCCCGCCUGCUGGGGCUGCAGGCUUAGCCCCCAGCCCUCCCCCAGAGAGCAGCAGCCCCACCAGCACCACCCUGCUGGGGCUUGGCCACCCCAGGACCUCACACAUACCUCAGACACCUCCGCCCUCUCUGGCUGCCCGCUCAGGGGAGGGAGCAGGGGGAAGCCAAAGGUUACAGGAGCUUUACAGAACCACCUUCUGCCUCUGAAUGUGGGGGGGGGGGCUGCUCUCUAUGCCCCCCACCUGCUCUUCCCAGCCAGCCAGUCUGUCUCAGCUCUGCUCACACCAGUGCUCCUCCAGUCAAGUGCCUUCAGGAUGUGAAACCUCAGCAUUUCUCCCUGGUGUUUGGCCACCUUCUCACCUCGAGGUCCUUGUGGUUUGUUUUUAUUUAGUAGAGCAGAAUGGCAGCUUCUGGGCUCUGGGCUCACCCCAGGCUGGGCUUCACACCUCGAGGAAACAGGAGUCUGUUUGAUGAGAACACCACUCCUGGGGGGCAGGGCAGGUGGAAUAUUUUAGUGACUUUCUUCUCAAACAUCCUCUGUGCCUCUGUGAGUGUCCCUGCCAGGAGCUGUGCUGCUGGAGAGCAGAACCUGGUGAGCUGAGGGAUUCCUGAGGUGUAGGCUGGAGGGAGAGGGGGAAGGAGCAGUGCUGGGCAGGACAGAGAUGGCUGUGGCAGAUGAAUGUUGCAUUUCUGACGUUUCCUCAAGCCCAGGGCUGUCAGGCUGGGUUCCUCCUGCCCCUUGCACCAAGGCUGAAGGCUCAGGAGGUGCAGUGUGGGUCCCUCUGCCUGCUGCAGGAGCUGAGCUUGGGACCUGGGGUGCUGCCUGCAGGGCUCUGCUGAGGGCUUGUGGUGACAGGGAUGCCCCUGGCAGGGACUGUCCUGGGGCCUUCAGCCACCCUGCCCCUCAGGGUGGCAUCCAGUGCUGGAAUCCCCGUUUGGGAGCAGGUUCCCUUUGCAGGAACCACCUUGGACCAGCUUUUGUACUCCAGGUUUUUCAGUUCUUUCAGUAAAAAAAAAACAAAAAGCAAA
This is a messenger RNA of Calypte anna (Anna's hummingbird), 2515 nucleotides long. It is a transcript of the gene TMLHE, whose product is annotated as trimethyllysine hydroxylase, epsilon. Lineage: Eukaryota; Metazoa; Chordata; Aves; Apodiformes; Trochilidae. Gene Ontology annotation, molecular function: trimethyllysine dioxygenase activity; iron ion binding. The record is from RefSeq and is a predicted model, not a curated record. Gene Ontology annotation, biological process: carnitine biosynthetic process. Gene Ontology annotation, cellular component: mitochondrion. The transcript has 9 exons. The coding region runs from base 270 to 1514 and encodes 414 amino acids.